CCCCUGUCCGGGUGAGGAGCUGCCAACGGGGCAGGGAAGUGGGCUGAGAGCGGAGGUGGCGAGCGCAGGCCAGGGUCGGGAGGCGGGGCGAGGGCCGGGAACGCAGGCAGGGCGGCACAGCUAGGGUCAGGGCCCGGGUCCAGGGAGGAGGUACUGGGUUGAGGAAGGGGGUUCGGGCCGGAGAUGCAUAGCCCGGCAGGCCUCGGUGCACUGUUGCAGAAGGACGACGGCGGCAUGUGCGAGGGUCCGUCCCGCAUCUCGGGGCCCAUCCCCCCAGACCCUACGCUCUGUCCUGACUACUACCGGCGGCCGGCCUCGGCCCAAGGGCGCCUUGAGGGAAACGCGCUGAAGUUGGGCCUGCUGACUCCGGACCCCGACCUAGACGCCACCCCUCCCCACGGCCCCCGCAUCGGUCCCGGAGCCCGAGAAAUCCUGGAGCGUGGCCGGCGCGGCGUGGGUGGCGUGCUGCUGCAGCUCGGGGGUAUCUCCCUAGGCCCAGGGGCCUCUCCCAAGAGGAAGGACCCUAAAGACCAUGAGAAGGAGAACCUGAGGCGGAUCAGGGAGAUCCAGAGGCGCUUCCGUGAGCAGGAGCACAGCCGGGAGCAGGACCAGUCCAGGCCCCUGAAGGCUCUGUGGCGCUCACCCAAGUAUGACAAAGUGGAGUCCCAUGUCAAGGCCCAGCUGCAGGAGCCCGGCCCUGCCUCUGGGACAGAGCCUGCCCACUUCCUGCGGGCACAUUCCCGUUGCGGCCCUGGGUUCCCACCACCCCGUGUCCCCAGUCCCCAGCUAACCCCACCAGGUCCCAAUGCUAAGGGCCCAGGCCCAAGUGUGGACUUCAUUACCCACAAUGCUCGCACUGCCAAGAGGGCCCCCCGGCGGCAUUCUCGCUCGCUGCAAGUCCUGGCACAGGUGCUGGAGCAGCAACGGCAGGCCCAGGAGCACUACAACGCCACACAGAAGGGUCACAUGCCCCAUUAUCUGUUGCAUCGCAGCUUGUUGGAGCGCAGGGAUCUGUGGCGGCAGGAGGCUGAGGCCCGUCAGCACAGCCAGCCGGACCCGGCCAUGCCCCCUGGCCACACUUGCAUGCCUGAGAACCAGCGGCUGGAGACACUGAGCAAUCUGCUCCAGAGCCAGAGCCAGCUGCUGCGUGAGCUGGUGCUGCUGCCUGCUGGGGCAGAUUCACUGAGAGCCCAGAGCCAUCGUGCUGAGCUGGACCGGAAGCUGGUGCAGAAAUGCCAAGCCUGGUGUCCCUCCUGCUGCUUGACUACAGGAAGGUUUCUCUGCUGCCCUUAUCACUCCUCUACUCCUGCCUCAUGUCCAGGCCAGAAGGCAAGAUUGUGGGAUCAAGGAGGAGGCUAGGGCUGGGAAAUAGAAGGACCAUAACUGCAUUUGUAGAAAACCUUUAAUGUUCCCCAGACUGAGAGGGCCCCAUGAGCAAGCUAAAAAACCCCACUGGGGAAGUCCCUGCCAUGUCCCAGCUGCCUGGAAGGGCAAGGGGCUGCAUCUUUGCCUGUCAGAGGCUGAAGCCACUACCAUCUCCUUGAAUGCUACUCCCCCAGCCAGAGCUGGCCUGCUCCUGAUCAUCCAGGGAGGGCAGAGAGCUGCGGGCAUCAGGAAGUAGGCGGCUUGGGCGCAGGUCCCAGCAUGGAGGCCCCUGAGACAGCCCGUUGGAACAGGGAGGCUCGCGGUUCUCAAUGAUCAGAUCACUGCUGUCAUCGUCGCUAUCAGGCUCAGCAGGCCCAGGCCCAGCAGAAGGAGGCCCUGUCAGACGCCCAGAUGCCCCACGCACCACAUUAUUGCGCUGAUUAGCUGGCUUGACAGUGACAAUGAGGUUGUGGCUGUUCGCGACCAUCAUGUCCGUCACUUGGUCCAAGGUCUUCCCAGCUACCUCAAUGCCAUUGACCUCGAGGAUCUCAUCACUGACUGCCAGCAGCCCUGUACUCUCAGCCAGGCCCCCUCGUACCAGGCGGGAGAUGAAGAUACCUGGAACCCGUUCCAGGCCCUGGGGAGCUACGCGCACACUCAUGCCAUCUCGGAUGUAGAAACCCAGGGGGCGGUCGGAACCAUGCUUAUGCAGCCGCACCCGUCGGUGAGUCUCAGGCAGUAGGUCCACAUCUAUGACUGAAGAAACCUGGCGGAAAUCUUGUGGCAGGCUGAUUAGCAGGGGUGGCCGCGUGCGCAGGGGUGCCACUGGCCGAAGUAGGAGCCCUUUCUUGCGCCGCUGCAGAGAGUUGGAGGCAAAGGCCAGGCCACUGGAAUCAGCUUCUGCUGCAGGAGAGGGGGACGCUGAGAUCAGAGACCGUGCUUUCCCAUUUGGGCCCUUUUCCAUCAGGCCAAGGCCUGAGGAAGGGGGCACUAUAGCUAUUUCCUGCCAUUUGGAGGUCAGGCCAAGGGCAGGGACUGCAGAGGGUGAAGCCUGGGCACACUGGGCAUGGACUAACCCUUGUAGACUUGCCCUGUCACCCUACCCCACAGAGGCUGCCCACUGUACCCCAUCCUCCUCACCCCGCUUCUGCACUAGCAGGCGCAGCGGCGGGGGCCCACUGGCCAGGGCCCGGUGCAGGCUGUCGUCGUUGGUGAGGGGCAGUAGGUUGCCGUGAGCAUCCGUAUAGCCAAGCAGCACGUCCAGGCCCGGGAUCUGGUGUACCGCACGCAGCAACCGAGAGAACUCUUGGAAGCCGCUCACCGAAGCGCGGGGCAGCCCGAAGCGUCGGAACUCGGCAUCAAACUGGA
Molecule: messenger RNA, 2733 nt
Organism: Balaenoptera acutorostrata (minke whale)
Lineage: Eukaryota; Metazoa; Chordata; Mammalia; Artiodactyla; Balaenopteridae
Gene: ENKD1
Product: enkurin domain containing 1
Exons: 8
Coding region: 184-1359 (391 amino acids)
Cellular component (GO): cytoplasmic microtubule
Source: RefSeq, a predicted model, not a curated record